UCAGCCAAUCAUCAAGAAGAGAGGCGGGCCUUUUUGAAUGCAGAUGGGAAAAAUAACUAUCUAACUCGUUUCCUGGUGUAAAAACGAUUAAUCGCUUAAUUCCUGGAAGUGGUUAGGAAAUAACCAAGUGCAAGACUAUUCUUUUUCUGCUUUAGAGCAAGUUAAUGGAUGUCUGAACCUGUUAAGUUCUAAACCCUCAUCAUGUCUGUAAGAACCCUGUCGUUCAAGGCUCUUCUGUUCCUCGGACUAUGUCAGGUCGGACGCCGAGGUCUCGCCUCUGCAACUGAUCUACAAGAUCCACCGAACAACAUCGCCAUCAUUGGAGCUGGAAUCGGAGGAACAGCAGCAGCUUAUUUUCUCAGGCAGGAGUUUGGACCCAAUGUCAAGAUCGAUGUGUACGAAGCAGGCACUGUUGGAGGACGUCUCGCUACAGAGAACAUCGGUGGACAAGAUUAUGAAAUUGGAGGCUCUAUUUUACACCCACUCAAUUUGCACAUGAAGCACUUUGUGGAUAAAUUAGGUCUGUCAGCUCGUGCUGAUGUUCCUUCCAAGACAGCAAUCUUUGAUGGGAAGGAGAUAAUAUACGAGGAGAGCGACUGGUUUAUCGUGAACUUCCUGCGCAUGCUGUGGAACUACGGCUUCAACUCGCUUCGCAUGAAAAUGUGGGUGGAGGGGAUUCUGGACAAGUUCAUGAGGAUUUAUCAGUACCAGCAGUUCAGCUACUCCUUCACGAGUGUUGAGCGAUUGCUUCAUGCCAUGGGCGGUGACGAGUUUCUCGGUCUGCUUAACCAGACUCUAGAGGAGGCCAUGCUCGCUCACGGCUUCUCUCAGACCUUCAUUAAUGAAAUCGUCACGCCAAUAUCGCGUGUUAAUUACGGUCAGAGUGUUCGCCUGCAUGCCUUUGUUGGUUCCGUGUCCCUGGCGGGCGCUGACUCCGGUCUGUGGGCUGUGGAUGGAGGUAAUAAGAGAGUCUGUUCUGGGCUUCUGUAUCACAGCAAAGCAGAACUCAUUCAGGCACGUGUGACCAACAUCGCUCUCAAAACAAGGCCCCAUAAAAGAGACACCAUCUUAACCUUUUACGAGGUGAACUACGAUGCGGAUUCUGGCCCCGCCCACUCCCUUUAUGAAAUUGUGGUUCUGGCCACACCCCUCCACCAGGGUUUGACCGAUAUCAGUUUCUCUGGUUUCUCUCCUUCCCUGCCUUCAAACUUUGCUGGAAGCUACCACCAGACUGUGAGCACGCUAGUCCACGGGCGUCUCAACGUCUCCCACCUGGACACCAGACGGAAACCGAGCGAGUUUCUCAUCUCUGACGUUUUCACAACAGAUGAUGAGAAAUUGGGCUUUGCCAGUUUGAGCUCCUUGGAUCCUGUCCACAUCACUCCAGGUUACUCGCGACCUCCGGGCAGCCAGAAAAACAUCUGGAAGGUUUUUUCUUCUAAACCGCUGACUGAGGAACAGCUGAAGACGCUCUUCGUUUCACGAGAGAGUGUGGUGGAGAAGCGCUGGCUGGCGUAUCCAUCAUACAGAGCGCCAGAGCGUCGUGCCCCACCUUUCAUCUUCCAUCAGAACCUCUACUACCUCAGCCCUAUCGAGUGGGCCGCAUCAGCGAUGGAGAUGAGCGCCAUUUCAGCACGAAACAUAGCACUGCUCGCCAACCACCGCUGGCAAGGACACACAUCGAAGGUGGAUCAGGAGGAUCUUCAUGCUCGCCUCCGGGGGGAGCUGUAGAGGAGCGAGAGAUGCAUUUACUAAUAACAAUCAGGAAAUCAACAAUGCACUGGCUGUUUCUCACGGCAUUAUCAGGUUCUUGAACUUGGAAGUUGUCUAUGUGAAUUGAGGACCACUUUUAUGUGCUUUUCCAUUACUAGAGAAGUGUUUUAGAGAGAACAGCUGUUAAGAGUUACUACUUGUAUAACUGAUUUAGUAAAGUUCUUUCCAUUGCA
Molecule: messenger RNA, 1946 nt
Organism: Clarias gariepinus (North African catfish)
Lineage: Eukaryota; Metazoa; Chordata; Actinopteri; Siluriformes; Clariidae
Gene: pcyox1
Product: prenylcysteine oxidase 1
Exons: 7
Coding region: 202-1731 (509 amino acids)
Biological process (GO): prenylcysteine catabolic process; prenylated protein catabolic process
Molecular function (GO): prenylcysteine oxidase activity
Source: RefSeq, a predicted model, not a curated record